AGGAGCGGCCGCCAUGUUAACCAAGAAUCCCGGAACCUCGGUCCUCCCGACGGGCAAAGUGGGCGAGCCGGUCUACUCUCCUGGUCACAGCGGCUCUCAGACAACGUCGCCCGCCGCCCUGCCGCCGCUUCGUAACAACAACCAUCUUCCCCUGACGGGAGGCUCUAAAGCCGCCAUGUCGGACGCCGUGCAGCUAUCGUCACAGUCCCAGGUCCACAUUACCCAGCUGUACGAGGACAAUAAGCGUCCGGUCCUGACCUCCCAGCCCAACGGCCUGGCUCCACUCAGCUCCACCCGGCCCGGCCUGCCGCUGCCUGACCGGCAGACGUCGUCCUCAGACCCCAGUCACCACUGCCGCCAGGGCAGUGCCACCUCCAACAAGUCGACAGACAGCAAGCCAAAGCCCCACCCCCUGUCCCCGGAGCAGGCCAUGAAGCAGUUCAUGUCUAAGAUGUCCUCGUUCGAACACCACGAGGUCUUCAGCUUCCCUGAGGUGUAUUUUGUUGGUCCGAAUGCUAAGAAGAGGUCAGGGGUCAUGGGCGGAGCCAACAACAGCGGCUUCGACGAUGAUCAGGGAUCCUACAUCCACAUCCCACAUGACCACAUCACCUAUCGCUACGAAGUCCUUAAGGUCAUCGGCAAGGGCAGCUUUGGACAGGUGGUGAAGGCGUUCGACCACAAGUCGCAGACCCACGUGGCUCUGAAGAUGGUCCGCAACGAGAAGCGCUUCCACCGGCAGGCGGCAGAGGAGAUCCGCAUCCUGGAGCACCUGAGGAAGCAGGACAAGGACUCGAGCAUGAACGUCAUCCACAUGCUGGAAAACUUCACCUUCCGAAACCACAUUUGCAUGACCUUCGAGCUGCUCAGCAUGAACCUCUACGAGCUCAUCAAGAAGAACAAGUUCCAGGGCUUCAGCCUCCCGCUGGUCAGGAAGUUCGCCCACUCCAUCCUGCAGUGUCUGGACUCACUGCACAAGAACCGCAUCAUCCACUGCGACCUCAAACCUGAGAACAUUUUACUCAAGCAACAGGGACGCAGCGGCAUCAAGGUCAUCGAUUUUGGUUCCAGCUGUUAUGAACAUCAGAGAGUUUACACCUACAUACAGUCCAGGUUUUACCGAGCUCCAGAGGUCAUUCUAGGCUCCAGGUAUGGGAUGCCUAUCGACAUGUGGUCCCUGGGCUGCAUUCUGGCUGAGCUGCUGACUGGGUACCCGCUGUUACCGGGUGAGGAUGAAGCUGACCAGCUUGCCUGCAUCAUCGAACUCCUGGGUAUGCCCAGCCAGAAGCUCCUUGACGCCUCUAAACGAGCCAAGAACUUUGUCUCGUCCAAAGGCUACCCGCGGUACUGCACCGUCACCACGCUGCCCGAUGGAUCCACUGUGCUGAACGGGGGACGAUCACGGCGGGGGAAGCUACGCAGCCCGCCGGGCAACAAAGACUGGAGCGUAGCGCUGAAAGGCUGCGACGACCCGCUGUUCCUGGACUUCCUCAAACAGUGUCUGGAGUGGGACCCGGCGCUCAGGAUGACGCCCAGCCAUGCCCUGCGCCACCCCUGGCUGAGGAGGCGACUUCCCAAGCCACCAGCAGGAACUACCACCACGGGGGACAAGACCUCAUCAUCUAAACGGGCCACCGCCACCUCCGACAGCGCCAUCACCUCCCUCUCCAAGCUCGCCACCACCUCCUCAACCACCACAUCCUCCUCCUCCAAAACCAGGACUAACUUGGCAGCAAUCACAGAUGCCAAUGGAAACAUUCAGCCUAGGACGGUCCUGCCCAAACUGGUCAGCUGAGAGUGAUUGCACCCCACUCGCUGUGGUGGAAAGUCAGAGCUGUGCUCCCCGAGCAGCUGUGAGCAACCUGCUGGACCUGAAUGAAACUGGUUUGUCCAGUUUUAAGAGCAUUUGUUUUUUUUAAACUGGUUUUCACAGCGUUGUUGGGGUGCGCUCAGGACAAAUGCAGCCAUGGAGGCUUUGCACUGGGUUGUUAAAAUGUGCAGAAUGGCUUUGCUGGGACGUAAACUAAGCUGAAGGAAACUUGAUCGAUGAACUGGGGCGCAUUGUCAGUCUUGACAAUUAGUUGUUUUACGUUGUGAGCAGCAAGAAGUGUUUGAAAUGAUCGUGAGGCUGCAACGACAAUCAAAACACACCAUAUCGCUCUGUAGCUGCGAACACACAAACACACUCAGACAAACAUGGUGCUGUCGGGGGGGAACAAGGCUAUUUUGUUUUUAGUACAUAUUCUAUUAAGCUCAGUUUACAGUUAAUGAACGGAUUAGACACCAAAAACAACUGUUAUUGAUUUUAGUCUUACAAGGUUAUAUCUGUUAGACAAUAACAGCCUCAUAGAAAAUAUUCUAUGUAGUUAACUGACAAAAUAAUGCAGAUAUUUCCAUAUAUCACUAAAGCGACAGCAGUGAUUAGCUCGCUAGUCUUUAUUUAAUAUCUCAAGAAAUUAUAACAUUUUGGGAAACACGAGUAAAAAAAAGAAAAAAAUAUCGAAGUAAAAAAAAUAUUCUAACGAAACCGACGGAACCAUCAUCUACCUGUUAGCUAGCUAACUUUCCUAGCUAGCUGUUUUACAGUGUUGCUAGCUUCGUGCCUCUCAGCUGGCUAACUGCUAACUGGCACUGGUCAGUUGGUAGACAGCUACUUGUUUGUGUUUAGCUGUCAGAUUGCUACCUAUUUACACCUAACUGGCUAGCAGUCAGCCUAGCUUUAGCUGGCUCACUAUUAGCCUUUUUUGGCAGACAGGUGGCUAGCCUUAGCCUCCUUUAGCCAUAGCCUGUUAGCUCUCCACUGCCCAGCCUUACGAAGCACAGAUCGAAUGACUUAACAUUUUUAACGACUCAGAUUUAUAUGAUUUUUAAGUGUUUUUAAGUUUUGUGAGGGUUAGCAGAGAGAGUGAAGAGGUGAAGAGCGAGAAAAAGAGAAGAAGAAUAAGGUGUGUGAUUAUUAAUGACACAAAAUGGCUGCUAGAGGAGGAGACAGAAGAAAGUGGACUGAAGGUGUUUUUUAUGGACAAGUUUUAACAAAGGGCUCUGAUACGUGUUAGAAACCAAAGUCUUGUUUAUCGUCGUGAACCGUUUAUUCAAUAUCGUUUAUAUUUCAUUAGCCACUAUUGAAAGACCAGAUAAAAAAGCUGCAUAGAAAAAUUCCAACUCAUGAAUUUGAAUAGUAUUUUAAGGACUCCACAGUCACAGACGUCCUGAAUUAUUCCAGAUAUGAGGGCAAUGCUACUCAAAGGAAAAGAGACCUUCAGCCACACGGGAAUCACAUGAGGCCAAAUUCUCUCCCUUAAUGUCACAGCACAGAGCGGGAUGUGUUCCCACGACGGUUAAGUUUUUUAGGGUCGAGAGAGCGGAGAGGAUCGAAUGUUUCUUCCUUCUGGCUGUUUGGAAAACAGAGCAGCUCUAAGGAUUUCACAGCUUUAAAACAUCCAUUAAAACGAGACCCUGUGUGAUCGGAGAGGCCAUUUGUCUGAAAUCUUAUAUAUGUUUUGCAAAGCGUGUUCUUGUAUCUUGAGCUUGGCCGCAGCGAGACCCUCACUACGGUCCUGUGCAGAGAAACAUGAGUCUCGCGUCAUAUUUUAGAAGUAAAGACUGUAACCGUUAGUCUGAAGCUGUCCGCUGUGUAUAUAGAGAUUUAUCUGGUUCAAUGCAACAGGGAACCAAGACUUUUAUUUCUACUCUGAUCAAGUGCUUCAAUAAGAGUGAAGAUUAAGACAAAAACAUUUAAACCAAGGAAUUCUUAGUAAAAUAACGUUUUUCAAACUUAUUAACAUAUGAUUGUGCUGCAUUAUGUAAAGCUCCAGUUUUAAUUCAGGGUUUUAAUUCAGAGUAAUAAACAAAAAUGUCUGAGAGUAUUAAAUGACUUUCAACAGUAUUUAGUAAAAAUAACAAAUUAAAAGGGUCCAGUCACACCAGCAAAGUUUCUCUGCGAUGCUCAGAAGCAGUCCUGUUUUCUAUGUCCAAACUACUAUGUUUUAGUUUUAAAACGUAACACUGUUGCUAUGGUUACACCUGCCGUCCACAGUACUUUGGAAUUUUCCAGCCUCUAAAUCAGAGACUUUUAUAAACACUGCUGGUCUUGUUUUAUUUUGAAAACUCCAGUGUUGUUUCAGUCUGGGAAAUAUUUAAAAACACACAUUCUCUUCCUGAUUGGUUCCUAUCAGUCACAUGACUCGACUAUCAGCGGUGAAUCCAAAGCGUUGCUCACACUUCCUGUCAGUAACAGUUCCACCUCGUCAUCCCUACUCUUAAUUUUCACCAUCGCUGCUCUUCGUUCGUUGUAUUUUCUGUAACGAAGCGACCAACCGCAGAGAAGACAAUCUACUUCCUGUUUACACCACGUGACCAGUGUACGUGUAUGGUCGUGUGACGUGCAUUUUCUUGUGUGUUAGUGUAGAGUAUUACGAGAGUAGGUGGAUUUAAAACGCUUGUGUGGGUGGAGGUCAUUUUUGUUUUAGACGUAUUAGUAUGUAUGUAGAAUACGCAGUCAAAAUACUUGAUUCCAGAGUGAAUAUUCAUAAUAACCGUGAUAAUAAGACUGAAAACUCCCAAAAGUUCCACUGAACACAAACUGGAUAACUCUCUGUAAACUCUCAACUUAAGCAACAUUCACUGCUACAAACAACCAAUCACGUGACUGGACCCAGAUUCUUGUAUGAAGUGUUUGAAGUUACAGAACAGAAAUACAGCACAAGAUAAUAACAGAAUCUGAAAUCAUGAACUACAUGAUCCAAAACAUCAAAAUGACCAGUUCCCAUAAUGUGUAGAUGCUGAUCAAACUGGUAAUUUAUUGAUCAGUAGUUAAUGGAUCAAUCAGUGAG
Limanda limanda (common dab) is the source of this 4829-nucleotide messenger RNA. It is a transcript of the gene dyrk2, whose product is annotated as dual-specificity tyrosine-(Y)-phosphorylation regulated kinase 2. The coding region runs from base 14 to 1792 and encodes 592 amino acids. Gene Ontology annotation, biological process: peptidyl-threonine phosphorylation; peptidyl-serine phosphorylation. The record is from RefSeq and is a predicted model, not a curated record. Lineage: Eukaryota; Metazoa; Chordata; Actinopteri; Pleuronectiformes; Pleuronectidae. The transcript has 7 exons. Gene Ontology annotation, molecular function: protein serine/threonine/tyrosine kinase activity; ATP binding; protein serine/threonine kinase activity. Gene Ontology annotation, cellular component: nucleus.